ACUGGCCUUACGGGAACGGCGGGAUGAAGGCCCCUGGCGAUGAUGGCUAUUAGAGGCCGGCGCUAUGAGGAUUCAGUGGAAGAGGGUGGUGCGCUCGCUGCUAUUUAUUUAUUGCCUCUUUUCUAUUUACGCAGCUUACAUCGUCUUUUUUCAAGGGCGGCGGGGAUCUGGGGACCGCCGGGUGACCGCCCCCAGAGUGCGGAGUAAAGAGAGUGUUCGUCCAUUUCAGAAUGUUGAAGAGCAAAAUGAUUUUCAACAGCCAGAACGAGACGAUGAGUGGAAUCCAUGGGAAGAGGAUGAAAAGUUAGAGAAUGCUUUACAGCAUAUAGUUCAGCUACAGGGAUUUCAGAAACAAAUUUUACAAAACCGAUCCAGACAGAAGAAGGUACAGAUCUGGGGCAAAGCUGCAAUUGGGCUUUAUCUCUGGCAACAUAUUCUUGGUGGCCAGCUUACACCAAACGAUGUGACAGCUCAGUGGAGAGAAGGGCAACUGAAGGCUGGAAAUUUACAUCUUAGUUUCUGCACUGGCCCUACAGCAGUUCCUGGAAACAUCCCACUAGAUACCGAGAAUGUGGUGCUUGUGCUAAAUGGCAGGGAAGGAGGGAAGAUCAAGUUUGCCACCCAGUGGCUGCACUAUGUGCAGACACUCCUCCGGACAAACAAACUUCAACAUGUAGCUGUCGUUCUCCUUGGCAAUGAGAAGUGUGAAAAUGACUGGAUUGAACCCUACCUCAAAAAACACGGAGGAUUUAUCGAUUUGAUUUUUCUUGUGUAUGACAGCCCUUGGGUAAAUGAGGAGGAUGUUUAUCAGUGGCCACUAGGCGUGGCAACCUACAGGAACUUCCCCAUUGUGGAUCUCAACAACCUAAUGUUGCAUUCGUCAAGGCCAUACUUGUGCAAUUUCCUCGGAACUGUCUACAAAGGCUCCUCCAGGGAAAUCUUGUUGAAUGUAUUGAAACGGGAAAGACUCAAUACAAUGUGUCUUAUCUCAGUUAGAGAACAGUGGUUACCUCAAGAAACAAGUGAAAGCUUAAAGAAGUAUCAGGAUGCUUUGCUGCAAAGUGACCUCACGCUGUGCCCUGUGGGAAUAAAUACUGAAUGCUACAGAAUCUAUGAAGCCUGCUCUUACGGUUCUGUUCCGGUUGUCGAAGAUGUCAUGACCCCAGGACAAUGUAGCAACUCAUCAGUGUUCCAGAAUGCCCCAUUGCGACUCCUGAAGUUAAUGGGAGCACCAUUCAUUUUCGUAAAAGACUGGAAAGAGUUGCCAGCUAUUUUAGAAAAAGAGAAAGCCAUGAGUUUGCAGGAAAAAAAUCAGAGACGGAGAAUUGUCAUCGAGUGGUUUAAGCAAUUCAGAAUGCAACUGAGACAAAAGUUUGUUGAUAUCCUUGAAAGACAUUUUUUUUAAACACUUCGAUCUCCUUCCCGAGAUGGUUUCUAACACCUGUUUACUAUUGUAAACUACAUUUACUUUCGCUGAGUAUGCCAAUACAUUUGGCAUAAAGGUAUUACAUAAAGGAACUGUCUGUUCCAUUUUGAUGUAGGUUUUGUUCUCAGUGAGGAACAUUUGAUGUUAUUUUCCACUUGAAAAAGAUAACUCGGAACAUCUGACUCCAAUUCUGAAAUCUAUAUCCAUAGGAAAGCUGGAUUUUGACUUUAAAAUGUUGUGCUUGAUGGUUGAGCCCUGUGCUUUUCUGAAGAAUGAAUAAUUUGAUUAUUUCCAGUUUAAUCAGAGAAAUGAGUCCUGACCGUGACAAGCCGAAAUUCUCAAUACUUUACUGCCCUGUCACUGCUUUGAUCUUGCCCACUAUCAUUUAGGCUAGGCUUUACCCCUCAAAGCACAACUAGCAUUAUGAAUUUAAAUGAGGGACAAUGCACCAUGUUAAAUUAUCAAAGAAGAAUUGGUAUUUGAUUGUAUUUUAAAGGCACUGCUUUGAAAGUGCUGAGUUCUUGUGUGAGAGAAAGCUGCCUGGCUACUUCAAGACAAUUCAUGCAUCAGAAUUUGCAGUGUUUUAUAAUAAUUCUGUUUCAGCAUCCUUACAAUGCCCAGGUCAAAAUGGGAGCCAUCCUGGGCAUUCAUAAGUGAUGGGAGGAGCAACAGUUGGGUGAGAUAUUCACUAGGUCUUCUUGGGAAACCACCUUUGAGGAGUGCUGCAGGAGUGUGUUCUUCCACAGUUAAAAAAAAGUUAUCUGAUUGUUACUGUUUUGUAGGAGCUUACGAAUUAGCUGCUUAUAUUACACUAGUUACUUUCUCAGUUAAUACAUCACUAGUGAAAUGCUUUUUGAUGUCUUGAGGUUGUGAAAGAGUGUUUCAGAAGUGGAGAGCCUAUCUGUCUGUCUUACCCAGCCCUCUGGACCUAUAGCUCUGCUUUUACUUGAGUAGUCAUGUAGCAAUUCUCCAUUGAAAUGGCCGCAAAAGCACAGUCUACUCUUCUAGAUGGUCCAGCAUUUCCAAUGACGGUCAAAGUGACUACAGCACAUAAUCAUUUGAUGUCAGCUUGCAACAGGGAACUGCUGGACCUUGUACUGGGGAGCAAGGUUGGUCAAGCAUUUGCAAGGGACUAUGAUCAUCAUAUCUGAGAAUUGAGUUGGCUGUAAUCAAGGAGUAGGAACAAUCUAGUUUAAAAGUCAAUAAUUUGUGAGGCCCCACUCCAGUAGAGUGAGAACAGACAUGCUGUAGUUAAUUGGAAUCAAAGAUUGGAGGUUAAAACUAACCAAAAAAAAAGUGCUCUCAAAGUCGAGGUAUUUUGGGCACACGAGGUUAAGUUGCCGUGAUGACAAACUAAUCCUGAACUCCAUGGACAAUGAAAGUAACAUAGAAAAUAGGUGUGGGAGUAGGUCAUUCAGUAUGAUCAUGACUGAUCAUCCAACUCAAUCCUCUGUUCCUGCUUUCUCCCCUUUCUUACCCUUUGAUUCCUUUAGCCCUCAGGACUUCAUAAAACACAUUGACAAAAUUCAUUGUUUUGGACUUAGCCUCUUUCUGUGACAGAGAAUUACCCAGGCUCGCCAGUCUCUGGGUGAAGACAUUUUUGCCCAGCUCAGUCCUAAAUGAUCCUUGGGUAGUGAUCCAUGGUUAUCGGAUACCUCCUGCAUUUACCCUGUUUAGUCCUGUUAGAAUUUUAUAGGUUUUCUUCGGAACUCCAGUGAAUAAAGUCCUGACUUCAUACGUUGUCUUGCCAUCUCAGGAAUCAAUUUGAUAAACCCUCAUUGCACUCCCUCCAUAGCCAGAAUGUCCAUACUCAGAUAAAGAAACCAAAACUGGAUACAAUACUGCAGGUGUGGUGUCACUGAGGCCCUGUACAAUUACAGCAAAAUGUCCCUGCUCCUGUACUUAAAUCCUUUUGCUAUGAAGGUGAACAUACCAUUUGCUUUCUUCAUCACCUGCAGUACCUGCAUGCUUGUUUAUCAACAUAGCAUACAAUAAAGCAGGAAGGGUACAAAUGGCAGGUAUGAGGGAGAACAAGGCUGACUAUAGAAAGUUCAAUGGGAAAUAUGAAAAAAUAAUUGAGAAGCAAAGUGUAAGAGACUUGUAGCUAAUAUUAAACUGAAUACAGAACUCUUCUACAGGCAUAUUAAUAGCAGCAGGGUAAUAAAAGGAGGGUGACUGAUUAGAAACUGUUAUGACCAACUUGGGGAAGUGUGUUGAGUUUUGAGAACCACUAAUCAAGGGGUUGUGUUUUCAUCGAAGUGUGCAAAGUCCCCAAUGUACCUGUCUAAUGGAAUCGCAUUAGCAGAAAAUACUGACCAGGUUCCUGUUCUUAACAAAAACUACUAUUUAUUACAGAAAGAAUUGUUCACCUAUGACUAGAAAUAAUCUCUGAACUAUCAGUAUAGAGUUCUAUUGGUUGAAACCCUAAUAUUUUAAAACCCUGUUACGCGCACACACAAACAAAAGCAAAAUGGUGUAUUGAGUGGAACACAAAAUGCUGGGGAAAUGUUCUCAGGCAGCAGUCCAUAGGAUUCAGUGAAAUGUUCCUAACACCACCUGCUCUUCGAUCUCUUCUGAGUUGUUUAAAUUCACAGGGGGCACAGUGUUUGGAUGCCCUAAUUACAAAGUUUCUUAUUUACUGGUUAAAGGCAACAGCUUACAGCAACUGGUCAGAGAAAAUAACUGGGGGAGGGGAAGGGAAUUCUGAAAUAAAUAGGGAGGCGGAUAGAAGAUGGAUAAAGGAGAAGAUAGGGUGAGAGGACACAGACAGGUUAAAGAGGCGGGAUUAGAGCCAGUGAAGGUAACUGUAGGUGGGGAGUUAGGGAGGGGAUAGAUCAGUCCAGGGAGGACGGACAGGUCAAGGAGAUGGAACGAGGUUAGUGGGUAGGAGAUGGGGGUGGGUCUUGAGGUGGGAGGAAUUGUUAGUGAGGCUGGGACUAGCUGGGCUGAUUUUGGCAUGUGGUCGGGGAAGGGGAGAUUUUGAAGCUUGUGAAGUCCACAUUGAUACCCUUGGGCUGCAGGGUUCCCAAGUGAAAUAUGAGAUGCUGUUCCUGCAUCUUAUGGAUGGUGCCAUUGUGGCAAUGCAGGAGGCCCAGGAUGGGCAUGUUGUAUGUGUGUUUUGGGGGAAGGGGAUGUUUGAAAUGGUUCACAACUGGAAGGUGUAGUUUUUUGCGAACUGAGUGUAGGCGUUCCGCAAAGCGGUUCCCAAGCCUCUGCUUGGUUUCCCCGAUGGAAAGGAGGCCACAAUGGGAACAGCAGACACAGUAUAUCACAUUAACAGAUGUGCAGGUGAACAUCUGUUUGAUGUGGAAAGUCUUCUGAGGGCCUGGGAUGGGGGUGAGGUAUAGGGGCAGGAGUAGCACUUGCUUCAGAUGCAGGGAAAAGUGCUGGGGGUGGUGGGGCUGGAGGGAAGUGUGGAAUGGACAAGGGAGUCAGGAGAGAGUGGACCCUCUGGAAAGCACAUAACUGUGGGGAGGGGAAAAUGUCUUUGGUAGCGGGGUCGGAUUGCAGAUGUCGGGGGAUGAUGCGUUGGAUUUGGAUGUUGGUGGGGUGGUACGUGAGGAAGAUGGGGUUUCUGUUUUGGUUAUUAUUGCGGAUACGGGGUAUGAGGGAUGAUUUGCAGGAGACACGGUCAAGGGCAUUUUUGAUCACUGGUGGAGGGAAGUUGCAGCUCUUGAAAAAAGAGGACAGCUGAAAUGUUCGGGAGUGGAAUGCCUCAUCUCAGGAGCAGAUGCAGUGGAGGUAAAGGAGUUGGGAAUAGGGAAUGGCUUUUUUACGGGAAGGUGGGUGAGAGGAUGAAUAUUCUAGGUAGUUGUGGGAGUCAGUAGGCUUAAAAUUGAUAUCAGUUUCCAGUUGGAUUCCAGAGAUGGAGACAGAGAGGCCCAGGAAGGAGGGAGAGGUGUCAGAGAUUGUCCAGAUAAGCUUAAGGUUGGGGUGGCAAGUGUUAGUGAAGUAGAUGAACUGUUCGAGCUCCUCGUGGGAACACAAGGUGGCGCCAAAACAGUCAUCAAUGUAGUGGAGGAAGUGAUGGGGCAUAGGGCCGUUGUAGCUUUGGAAGAGGGAUUGCUCCACGUACCCUAGAAAGAGGCAGACAUGGCUUGGGCCCGUGUGGGUUCCCAUGGCCACCCCCUUUGUCUGUAGGAAGUGGGAGGAAUUAAAAGGAGAAGUUGUUGAGGGUGAGGACAAGUUCAGAUAAGCAGAUGAUACAAGGGGCAUCCUUUUUUGCGUACUGCUUCUGUGAUCCUAUAACAACAGCCACAUAAUUCAUUCUGAUGUCUACAAGUAGGAACAAGAAUUUGUUUCCAUUGUGUUCCCUGUGGGUGCCAGGACUCAGUGGGAAAGGACUCUUCUGCUGUAGCAGUCUCCGCACAUGCACAACCUGUCAUAAAUUACAUGCAUAUGUCAGCAUUAAGGCACUUCAGUUAGCAGGCAGACUUUGUCAGUAGGGAAGGCUGCUGUUCCAUUUUAACUGCAGGUUGUGAGUGACACUGCCACUGAAUUGUGCAGGUCCAUGUUCAAAUUCCUGGCAACAAUUGUGCAACAUUUAAACUGUACAAGUUCACUAACCACCACUUCUCAAUCUCUUUAAACCAGCAUAGCACUUGCAGCCUACCAUGGGACAAGGCUACCCUUUGUGCGCAGGGCAGUUAAGAUCUCUACCAUUGCUUGUAGAAUGGUGAUUAGCUCAUGGGAUAGCUAGAACCAGCAUGAUACACAUAUUUGGGGUCCUUUGGUGCCUGGUCCUGGUCAGGUCUGGGAGUUCAUUCCAGUUGAGCCCGUAGAGAGGUUUAGACAUCAUGGAUGUACGCUGCAUUCUGUGAGGAUAUUGAGCAAAAAUAAACUAGCAAUACCUACUAGUGAUUGAUAAACUGAUCAGUUGAUCAUCUUGUCUUUACCUAUCCCCAUUGAUGCAUGAACAAAUUUCAGUAACACUUUGUACCAGCUGUUCUAUCUGCUAUGGUAACAAGCUGCAAAGGUAUAUCACAGAUAACAAAGUGUGGAGCUGGAUGAACACAGCAGGCCAAGCAGCAUCUUAGGAGCACAAAAGCUGACGUUUCAGGCCUAAUUCUCCCAUGGCUGAGGCAAGAGCUAUAACAUUAAAUGUUAUACAUGUGUUAUCCCAUAGUAAUUUGCUCAAGUCACUUAGCAUUCCAACAGGAUGGUCUUCAAGUGACUGUGAUGUGGAUGCUGGAAGACUGUUCGAACAAAGGUUUUUGAAAUGCUCAUAGCCAGCAACCUCUUAUAAACUUGGCUCCACAAGAGUGGCAGUUCACCUUUAACAGCAGCCCUCUGACAUAGCUACCUGUCUCAUGGAGGGAAAGGAUUCACAGAUGUUGCUAUGAUGAGAGUCAGCAACUACCUACCAGCUGGAGUCAUACAGAACUCUAAGAGAUUUGUGAUUUCUGGAGGCUACUUAUCCCAUCUCCAGAACAUGGGUAUAGGAGUUCCUCAGGGUAGAUAUUUUCUAAUAAACCUCUUCAGAGGCUACUCCCCUCUGGAGCAGAUGUGACUGGAUCCUCCUGACUCAGAUGUAAAAACGCUACCACAGCACACGAGACCCCAGUUACUUAGGAUAGUGUCCUGUGCCCAACCAUCUUCAGCUAUUUAGUCAAAGAUCUUCCCUCCAGGAGAAGGGGUUGUCACUGAAGUUGGCACGGCGUUUAAGACAGAAAGUAGUUCUUGCCAGCAUAUCACAUACCAAUAAAGCAGCACUGGAAAAGAAAUAUUGUCAUCACACAACUGGCAGGCACUACUAUUGUUGAAUCCUGUGUGAACAAUAUGUGAGGUGCGGGGGAUGAUGGCCAUUAUUGACCAGAAAUUUAUCUGGACCAAUUGCAUAAAUGCUGUGGCUACAAGAGCAAGUGAACCUGGGCAUUCUGUGCCAAGUAUUUCAAAUGACUGCCCAAGGCUUUGCAACUGCCCACAACAUAUGAACUUAGUACAAAUGCAAUGCUGUGCAAUUGUGUAGACCAGUGCAGCUACAAUAAUACCGAGGAAGUUCAAAACAAUUUGGGACAAAGUUGCCCACUUGGUUACCACCUAAUCCACUAUUUAAACAUUCAUGCCCUCCAUCUACAAGAUGCACUGCAGUAAAAUGCCUAAGCUGCUUUAAAAAGACCACCAAAUCUUAGCUUUCAUAUGAUGGAGGUUUAAGGGCAGCAGCUGCAUGGGUAGGCCACAACUUGCAUUUCUUCAAGUCCCAUACCAUUCAGACUUGGAAAUAUAUUUCCUAAUUGUUAUCAAGUUAAUAUCCUAGAACACCCCACUUAACAAAAAUGCAGGGAUUCAUGAGCAUGGCUCACCAUCAACUUCUUGAGGGGAGUGAAGAUGACAAUUGUCAGCUUUGCCAGCAAUCCUCAUAUCCUCUAAAUGAAUAAUGAAAGGAAAUUGGAUAGUUAGCAAGAAAACCACAACUGAAAAAUUAGCCUCAUCCCACAACAGAUACCAUAUCAUAUUUUAGAAGGAGAUUUGCUUGUACCAAAUUGGAACUUAGACAUUCUGGAACUAAUCUGUCAGCUACUGAACUCCACUGUUAAUACAGGAACUUGGGAAAUACAGGAUUAGUUCUCAUCAAUGAUAUCUCAAACUCUCUUUUGUGUGUUACCAUUAAUUCUACUCUCAAUACUUUUUAAGUCAGUGCCAUCUAGAUUGUAACAUUUCCCAAUGUUAAAAGAAAAGGUUCCAUUGUGCCAACACUGGCUCUUUUACCAAUCAUUUAAAUCUGUGUCCUUGGUUAUGAACAUUUCUGCCACUGGAAACUGCUCUCUAUUUCCUCAGUGAAAGCUAGUUCUAAUUUUAGAAUCAGAGAGUUGUACAGCAUGAAACAGACCCUUCAGUCCAAACUGUCCAUGCCAACCAGGUAUCCUAAUUUUGAGUAUCUCCUAUCAAAUAUUUUUACUUUGCUAUAAGGAUGCUGACUUCUCCAGUCUCUUAAUAUAAAUAUGUCCCUCAUCCAAGAGUCGAUUUUAAUAAAUUUCCUCUGCACCCUGUGCAAAGCCUUGACAAUCUUUGUUGAGUUUUGUGCCCAUAACUGAACACAAUACUCCAUCUGAGCUCUAAACAGUUUUAAUAAAGGUUUAACAUUAUUUCCUAGCUCUUGUGCCCUCUGCCUUUAUUACUGAAGCUAAAAAUCCAAUAUGUACCUUUUAAUAGCCUUGUCAGCGCAGGGUGUGCAGUCACCCACAUGUGAGUCUCUUCCUGACUUCCUUUAACUUUGUAUCAUUUUGUUUACAUUAUAUUAUAUCUCAUCUAUCUUUCUGUUGAAACAUACCACUUCCCUCUUCUCUGCCUUAUAUGUCAUCUGCCAUCUGCCUGUCCAUUUUGCUGCUUAGUGUGUGCUUCCUACAUUUCAUUACCUUUCUCGUUGUUAAGUGCAUUCCUUGUUUUGAGUCAUCUGUCAGCUUCAAAAUUAAACCCACUGAACCUGUCUCUAGGUUUUUAAUAUAAUUAAUCGUAUGAUUUCAAAGUGCCAUUGCAUUUUAGACUGAAUUAUGGCUUAGUGCCUGACCCUCUUGAAUGAAUGCAGUUUGUGUGAUGCCAGUACAUAUGGACUGCUGUUAGGUAGAGAGUUUCAGGAUUUUAACGAAAGAAAAAUUCACUGGACUCAUUGAUGGUUCUGUUGCCUCUCCACAGGUGCUGCCAGACCUGCUGAGUUUCUCCAGCAAUUUCUGUUUUGUUCAGGAUUUUAUCUACAGCUUAAUGCCUGGUUCUUGCUUACUAAAGUGAAUGAACACAAUAUUUGUAUCAAUAUGUUAUAUCACAGAGUGGCACUGAAUGUGGGUUUUAUGAUCAGUGUUCCAUACAAGCUGUAGAUUGUUCCCUACAAAUGAGAAGGUAUUGAAUAUAUUCAAAAUGCACUGAAAACAACAAAUGCUGGAGAUCACAGUUGGGCAGACGGCAAGCUAACAUUUUGAGUCCAGAUGACUCUUUAUCAGAGCUGAAAUGAAGUUUGGAGGGGUCAGCAUUUAUGCAGUAGUUUAGGGGGUGGGUGUAGGGUGCUGGUGGAGAAAAUAUGGUGAUAAUUCAGAUUAAGCGAUCGUGGUGUGAGAAUGGCCAAAUAAUGGUGUCUCUUGCCAGAAUUGAAAGGACAGUAAAUGAGAUGGGGACGGGGGGACAUGAUAACAGGCUAAAAGAUAGGGAAGUAAUGUUUCACAAUUUAAAGGUGCUGUACUCAAUAUUAAAUUCAGAAGACUGUAAAGUGCCUAGAUUGAAGAUGAGAUAUUGUUCCUCCAGUUUGCACUGUGAUUCACUGGAGCACUGCAGCAUGCUGAGGUCAUACAAAUGGGCACACAAUCAGGAUGCUGUGUUAAAAUGACUGGCUAUGGGAAGGUUGAGGUCCUGCAUGCGCACAGACUGGAGAUGAGAAAACAGAGGGUGGUGGUUGAUGGUAAAUGUUCAUCCUGGAGUUAGUUACUAGUGGUAUACCACAAGGAUCUGUUUUGAGGCCACUGCUGUUUGUCAUUUUUAUAAAUAACCUCGAAGAGGGCGUAGAAGGAUGGGUUAGUAAAUUUGCAGAUGACACUAAAGUUGAUGGAGUUGUGGGUAGUGUGGAAGGAUGUUGUAGCUUACAGAGGGACAUAGAUAAGCUGUAGAGAGGGGCUGAGAGGUGGCAAAUGGAGCUUAAUGCAGAAAAGUGUGAGGUAAUUCACUUUGGAAGGAGUAACAGGAAUACAGAGUACUGGGCUAAUGAUAAGAUUCUUGGUAGUGUGGAUGAGCAGAGAGAUCUUGGUGUCCAUGUACAUAGAUCCCUGAAAGUUGCCACCCUGGUUGAUAGGGUUGUUAAGAAGGCGUACGGUGUAUUAGGUUUUAUUGGUAGAGGAAUUGAGUUUUGGAGCCAUGAGGUCAUGUUGCAGCUGUACAAAACUCUGGUGCGGCCGCACUUGGAGUAUUUUAUACAGUUCUGGUUGCCACAUUAUAGGAAGCAUGUGGAAGCAUUGGAAAGGGUGCAGAGGAGAUUUAUCAGGAUGUUGUCUGGUAUGGAGGGAAGGUCUUAUGAAGAAAGGCUGAGGGAUUUGAGGCUGUUUUCAUUAGAGAAAAGAUGGUUAAGAGGUGUGCUAAUAGAGACAUACAAGAUGAUCAAAGGAUUAGAUAGGAUAGACAGUGAAAGCCUUUUUCCUCGAAUAGUGAUGGCUAACACGAGGGGACAUAGGUUUAAAUUUAGGGUUGAUAGAUAUAGGUCUGAGGUAGUUUCUUUACUCAGAAAGUAGUAAGGGCGUGGAAUGCCCUGCCUGCAACAGUAGUAGACUCGCCAAGUUUAAGGGCAUUUAAAUGGUCAUUGGAUAAACAUGUGGAUAAUAAUGGAAUAGUGUAGGUUAGAUGGGCUUCAGUUUGGUUUCACAUGUCGGCGCAACAUCGAGGGCCGAAGGGCAUGUACUGCGCUGUAGUGUUCUAUGUUCUACGCUCUGCAAAAACAGUCACCAAGUCUGUAUUUGGUUUCUCCAGUGUAGAGUAGGCCACAUUCGGUGCAGCGAAUACAAAGCACAGGGUUGGAGGAGGCUGGUUCACCUGGCAAGACUAUGUAGGCCCUUUGAUGGGGAACAUGGAGGAGGUGAAGGGGCAGGAGUUUCUCCUGCGGUUACAUGGGAAGGCUGUGUAAGUGAAGGCUGUGGAGAGGUGAGGUGGUGUUGGUGGUUGUGGAAUGGACGAGGGUGUCCCAGAGGGAAUGAUCCCUGCGAAACGCAGACAGCGGGAGUGAGGGGAAAAUCUGUUUUGGGGCGGUGGUGGUGGUUUUCUGCUUGGGGUUGUCUGAAAUGGUGGAGAAUGAUCCGUUGAAUGAAGAGGCUGGUGGGAUUGAAAACUGAGGACAAGGGGAACCCAAUCACGCUGUUGUAAGUGAUGGGAAGGGACAAGGGUGGAAGCAUGGGUGAUGGGUCACAUGCAGUUGAGGGCCCUGUCAAUCACAAAGGGUAGGAAACCACAGUCAUGGAAGAAGCAAGCCAUGUCUGCAGCGCUGUGUUGGAGGCUAACAUCAUCCGAACAGAUACAAUGUAGGCAAAGGAACUGGGAGAAUUGGAUGGAGUCCUUGCCGGAUGUGGAGUGUGAAGAAUUGUAGUGAAUGUAGCAAUGGGAGUCAGUGGCUGUGUAGUGGAUGGCAGUGGACAGUUUAUUCCCCGAAAUGGAGACAGAGGUCAAGGAAAGGGAGGGAAGUGUUGGAAAUGGAUGAUGUGCAAGUUAAAAGGGAGGGGAGAAAUUGGAGGCAAAAUGAAUGAAGUUUUCAAGGUCCUGCUGGGUGCAUGAAGUGGCACUGAAGCAAUCGUCAAUGUUUCGAGGAAAGAGUUGUGGGAGGGGACCAUUGUGGGACCACAAACUAAAGCAUAAAUGCUGGUCCCUCCACACUUCAGUUCUGAUGAAGAGUCAUCUCGACCCAAAACAUUAGCUUGUUCUCUCUCCUUGGAUACUGUCUGACCCAAUGUGUUCUCCAGCAUUUUCAGUACAGAUUCCCAUAGCUGCCGUAAUUUGUUCCUAUUUCUAAAAUGCAGUUUAGAAUGAUUUUUUUUCUAAAAUAGGUCUUUAAAUGCACAUUGAUUUGACUACCAGAGGGUAGUAGCAAGGACUCCUCGUAUGGGCCUCAAUCGUACCGACUGGAUUAAUCUGAGAAGUUAGAACUGGAGAUAUUGCUGAAUUGUCCAGUUGUGUAAGUGAAGCAGACUUUUCAAAACCAGACUGCCUCUAGAUCUAAUACUAAUCUUCCCUUCUAGUGAGGAGCAGACUUGCUUAACUGUAAUUUCAUUAAAUAUUCAUAAAAUAGCUUGAAACCAUCUUAAUAUGUUGUAUGCUUUUCUUCUCAUUCUCUAAAAUUGUGCAAAAGAUGAACCAGCGGGAAAAAAUAUAGAGAAACAGAAGUAAAAAAUUCAGCUCUUCAUCUGUUCCACUGUUCAAUGAGAUCAUAGCUAAUUUGUAAACUAAUUCUGUUUACCUGCUUUGGCUUCAUAUGCCUUGACACUCUUGGCCAGAAAGAAUACCUACCAAUCUCAGAAUCAAAAUGAUUAUUCAUCUAUUGGAUGAAUUUGAGGAAAUAUUCCACAUUUUCAGCACAAUGUUUGUGCACGGUAUUUUGUAAAUACUAUCGCAGAGUGCCUUUGUAUUACUAAUCUUUUUUGAAUACCAUACAGCGGCUCCCAUUUUAAUGACAGUUUUAUCUUAAUUUUGCAUUAUGUAUAUUGUAAUAUCUUUGUAUUUUUCUGGGGUUUUUUGUGGACUGAAAUGGCAACUGUUGUAAGAACCAAGGAUUGUUGAGGGAUUAAUACAGUUUUCAAAGUAAUCUGAUACUCAUUGUAAUUGCUGUUUACUGCACUUAUUAGAUGAGCAGGACCCAGAGGAUUGCACAAAUGGAGAUUCUCCCCACCUCAUUCAGCUGAUUGAUGUAUGAACUAGUGACCAGUUAUCGAUGACAAAGUUCAUCUCCCUGACAACUGUGUGAUUGGUUCCUUUAUAGCUGAACUGCUUAGGGCACUGAGCAGGAAAGGGAGAAACCAUCAGAUCUUUGCCAGCUGCCAAGCUAUCUCUCUUCCAUGGAGUAGAAUCUACUUUAAACUUGAAGAAACCCAGCUUAUUUUUCCUUCAGCAGUUGCUUUAUGCUGUGACUUCAUCUUAAUAAGUUAGAGACUUUUAUAAGUGUGACCCAGUCACCCUAUGCCUUCUACAAUCAAGUGAAAACAACUUGAGAAGGAAGAUUGACAAAUACAAGAAUCAUCUCAGCAAACAAUGUAGACACGGUCCACUAAACUGCUUUCCCAAUCUUUCCCAAUGCCCAUAACACCCAUGACUUCUCCCCCAGUCUAUCUCUUUCUAUGUGUGUGCAUGUGUGUUUGUAAGGAGGUCAAAGUUUUAAUGAGUAGAGCAAUAUGCCAGCAGUUCAUAAUCAUUUACCUGUAGCUAAUGUUUAUUUAUUAUUAAGUAUGGAAACCUGAUCCAUGCUUUCUUCAUCCUGUGUCUGAAAGUAAUCUGAACUGGGAAAUUCUGUGUACUUUUAUAGACAAUAGGUGCAGGAGUAGGCCACUCGGCCCUUCGAGCCAGCACCACCAUUCAUUAUGAUCAUGGCUGAUCAUCCACAAACUCUUUUACUUUUGUGAUGAUUCCCCUUGAGGUGUGACAAUACCAAGUGACAGCCCCUUGAAGUUUAUUGUUAAAUUACUUUUUUCUCCAUAUAAUUGCAUUUCCAAUUCAACAUUAGGUAUGUCAGCAUUUUAAAAUGUUAUAUUCUUUUUGGUAGAUCUUGAUCUUUUUGAUAACUUACAGGACAGGGAAACACUUCCUUCGGCAGUUUCUUCAACUUCAAGUCAACCUGUGCUGGGCAAUGUUACAUCACUUUGAAUUUAGUUUGCUGAAGUAUUCCUUAGACAAUCUGAUGGCUUCACCUUAUUCACAAACCUUUUACCAUCAAAUAGGUUACAUCAAGAAACCUAAGAGAGGCUCUACUUCCCACAUUGUAGUUGAAAAAUGCCACUCAAGAGUAUGAUGAAACGAGGGAAUAGAAUCUGAUGGCCACAACGAAUGUAGAAAUGUUAGCAACAAUUAAGUUGUGAAGUAUGUAAUUGUAUGUAAUCCAGUGAUAGAUAGAUAAAUCCUGAUCAUUGAUGGAAAGUGAACAAAUGAAGUUAAUCAGUCAACCCACUGAAGAGUCAAACAGAAACACAAAGAACUGUGGGCGCUGAAAAGCUGAAACAAAAACAGUGUGUG
Stegostoma tigrinum is the source of this 14104-nucleotide messenger RNA. RefSeq names its product ribitol xylosyltransferase 1 (gene rxylt1). The transcript is spliced from 6 exons. The record is from RefSeq and is a predicted model, not a curated record. Gene Ontology annotation, molecular function: ribitol beta-1,4-xylosyltransferase activity. The coding region runs from base 65 to 1405 and encodes 446 amino acids. Gene Ontology annotation, biological process: protein O-linked glycosylation via mannose. Gene Ontology annotation, cellular component: Golgi apparatus. Lineage: Eukaryota; Metazoa; Chordata; Chondrichthyes; Orectolobiformes; Stegostomatidae.